GGUGCUUUCCCUCACCCCCCCCCCCCUUUGUCCGCGCUGCUGCCGUGAAGUAACGCACUUUGAAGCUGAGAACUGCUAAUUCAUAAUAACAGCCUCCAGCGCAUCCCCUCCUCUCUCUCUCUCUGUAUUGUAGCGUAGUUUCUUGUGCGCAACGUCAACGGCGCAGUAGAGGCGAACUGCGGCGGUGUGAAAGGCCUGUGCGCGUGUUCUCCUUUGUUUUCUUCACCUCAUCCGGUUUGCGGAUCAAUAAUUGUUGUAGGCUGACUUCGUGUGGGUGUUGCAGAGCAGGUGAGCGACAGCGUCUCCCGCAGUUCUGCCCCAGCUGCGCCAGCGCAAGUACUUUUUGAAUUAGCUCCUCGUUUUCUCUUCUUCUCGAGAGCUUCGCACGCAGCUUCUUUGCCCGACUCUUUUCUUCUGUACAUGUUUUAGGCUUUUGGCAGCAUUGGCGCCGGCGCUGCAUCUCAUCGAGAGCGCUGCCUUUCCUUUCGUAAUUGGCGAGUAUUUUGAAGGAAUUCUUGAUAUGUGCGGCGGCUCUGUGCACACCGUGCGCCCACGCACCUUCUGCGGGUGGUGCGCGCUCUCUGCCGGCUACAUUCCGUGUCUUAUUGCUGUUGGGCUCAUUGCGCUAAACGUGCUGCCCUUCCACCUGUGCUUCCUGCCGAUGCUCCAUGCGGCCUGCGUGGUGGGCAACGCGUCUAUUUUCUAUUACUACUACUCCAUCGUGAUAAUGGUCUUUGCAGAGAUUAUGGUGUAUGGCAACCUCUACUGGGCAAUCUUUACGCCGCCUGACUUUGUGCCGCACGAGCCAUGGGCCGAGGCACCCGUGUAUCAGGGCCGCGCCGUGAGCGAGAACCCGUACGAGGUGUUCGAUCUCGACCGCACGGGUAAGCUGCGCUACUGCGGUGCGUGUCGUCAGUUCAAGCCCGAUCAGGCCCACCACUGCCACAUGUGUCACCGCUGCGUCUACCGUAUGGACCACCACUGCCCGUGGAUCAACAACUGUGUGGGCCGUGGCAACUGCAAGUACUUUCUGCUCUUCGUCGGCUACAUCCCGGUCGGUGCAUUCCACAUCGUCCUCUCCACGUUGUACAGCUGCGUAUUUCACUUCCCCGACUUCUUCGGGCAGGCCAUGACGGAGGAGAAGAUCUUCUCGAGCCUCAUUGUGAUCCUCUCCAUGGUCUUCUCCACCGCAAUGGGCCUCUGCUUCCUCGCGUUCGCCAUGCAUUUCGUGUGCAUGGCCUACCAAGGGCAGACCUCUGUCUCCCGCAUGAUUGCGUCGAAGAAGCAGGCGGAUGAGCUAGAGCAGCAGCGCAAGCGCGCCGCGGAGGACCGACUGUUUUACAUGUUUGACCUCUUUGGUGCGGAUCAGCGGUGGAGUCGCAUGCUUUUGCCUUUUAAGCCGGACCACGACGUCCGUCGUGCGCCGCCCGGUUACGCCAAGCGCUUCGGCGGCUCUGUCGAUGAGUACAUAGUGAGCCUGGUGUAG
Molecule: messenger RNA, 1486 nt
Organism: Leptomonas pyrrhocoris
Lineage: Eukaryota; Euglenozoa; Kinetoplastea; Trypanosomatida; Trypanosomatidae
Exons: 1
Coding region: 521-1486 (321 amino acids)
Molecular function (GO): palmitoyltransferase activity
Source: RefSeq, a predicted model, not a curated record